Messenger RNA from Pyricularia grisea, 1299 nucleotides. RefSeq lists its product as uncharacterized. Gene Ontology annotation, molecular function: transferase activity, transferring alkyl or aryl (other than methyl) groups. The coding region runs from base 1 to 1299 and encodes 432 amino acids. The transcript has 6 exons. The record is from RefSeq and is a predicted model, not a curated record. Gene Ontology annotation, biological process: alkaloid metabolic process. Lineage: Eukaryota; Fungi; Ascomycota; Sordariomycetes; Magnaporthales; Pyriculariaceae.
AUGGGAGUAGCAGAGAAUGAGAGCAUCUCCGGCGCAGACCUCUGGUGGAUGGUUUGCAAACCCGCCCUGGCCGGCUUGUUGGACCACGCCGGAACUUACACGGCACAAGAGAAGGAGCAGCAGUUGGCCUUCUUCAAAAAGCAUGUUGCUCCUUGGCUGGGGUCACAGCCGCUGUCGGAUGAAAGUUGUGCGGUGAAUCCCAUCGACGCCAUCUCGCCGUUGGAAGCAAGCCUCAACCUCAGGUCGACCGGCAAGCCAAUAGUCCGCUACCAAUUUGAGCCAUUGAGGGCGACAAGAGAGGGGCAUGACGUCCUGGAGAAUAGAUUUGGGCUGGAUUCCGUCAAGAAGUUGCUUUUAGAAAUCGAGCCCGAGAUCCAACAUGUCGACCUGGGCUGGGCUGAGCAGUUCUGUCAAGCCCUCUUCCCUAGCAGCAUGGAGGAGAUGAAGCGCGUGCUCGAGCGGUCGCGGACCGAGCUCCCGGCUCCGUUGGACCACGCGCUCACCUUCAACAUGGCGCUCGACCUGAAGGGUGGGGGCCGUCACCUGAAGGUGUACAUGUUCCCCAUGGCUAAAAACCUCGCCACCGGCCGCGAGCGUGACGCACGAGACGCCGGCCUCGACGCCGUCCGUGGCCUGAAGCCGUACGGCGACCGCCUGACCCCUGCGGUCGACUUCCUCGACGAUUACUGGGACAGGUGCCCGGACAAGCUGACCCUGGAUAUGAUCGGCUUGGACUGCAUUGACCCGUCCAAUGCCCGUAUCAAGAUCUACGCGCACCUGUCGGAACGUAACAGCUGGCAGGUCGUACGCGACAUUGUCACUUUUGGGGGCAAGGCAACCGAUCCCGAGCGGCUGCAAAGCUUGGAUAUAUUGCAUUCUAUAUGGGACCUCCUCCGGAACGAGCACGACGGCGGCAGAGAUGAUUUCGACAAGCCCUUGCGCCAUCCAUCCUCUUUUCUGGGAAGCGUCAUGUUCAGCUUUGAGAUAAUUCCAGGUCGGCACGUCCCAGAGGUUAAAGUGUAUUUGCCCAUGUGGCAAUACGCACCAAGUGAUGGCCAUAUAGCCAAAAAUCUGGUAAUGGUUUUUAACAAGCUGGGCUGGAACCAAGCUGCCAAAGACUACACGAGCAGUCUUCGGCGCACGUUUCCAGGCGCUGACCUGGACUCGUCCUCGUCUGUUGUGCACAGCAACGUCUCCUUUGCCUUUUCGGCAAAAACGGGCCCGUACAUGAGUGUCUACUAUGCUGUUAGUGGCAAAGCGACCCGCGGACAUGAAAAGGCGGAUUCUGGAACAGCUUGA